AUGAGUCUAAGCUGGCGUGCAGCACUCAGGUCGACUAGGCUGUGGAAACAGGCCAGGCCCCGCUUUGCCCCGCCUGGUGGUCUGGCGGUUAACUACCGAAAUCCCGCGCCUGGAUCCUUGAGGUUCAUGGGCUUCAAGGCUCAAAAUGACAACAAACCUGAGAUUGAGCGGCGGUCAGAUCCUGUUCUGUCUGAGUCCACGCCAAGUAUCGUGGCAAUUCAAGAUGUUGUUGAUACAGCGGGUCAGAAACACAAGUUAGAGUUUGGCCAAUUCUUCCUCAGAGAAAAUUGCCAAUGUUCAGCGUGUAUCCAUCCAGACACAAAGCAAAGAGCAGCCGACACUUUUGCGAUUUCGGAAGACGUUCAUGCAUUGUCAUUCGAGUCCAAGGGCGAAGCUCUCGAGGUGAAAUGGUCUGAUGAGCACCUGGGUAUCUAUCCGUGGAAAUGGCUUGGUCCGCACAAGCAAAACCGAAAUGGAAAUGCUCAGGGCAGUGAUAUCAGAGCCCGUGCUAAGAUUUCGCCCGCGAUGGCAGACCCUAACUGCAGCCCACCACCUGUCAGGUCAUUUGUCCCAACUUCUCUCACCAAGAGAGAAUACCCCACGGUCUCCUACGAAGGCGUAAUGUCGGACGAGUCUCGUCUUCGGGAAUGGUUGGAACUUAUUUGGGAGAAAGGAUAUUGUUUCGUGUCAGGUGUCCCUGUUGCCCCAGAAGCGACUCAAGGUCUCAUCGAACGGAUUGCAUUUAUCAGACAUACUCAUUAUGGUGGCUUUUGGGACUUCACAGCCGACUUGACCUUCAAGGACACUGCUUAUACCAACGAACUCCUGGGUGCCCAUACAGACAACACAUAUUUCACAGACCCAGCAAGGCUUCAACUAUUCCACCUACUAUCCCAUACCGAUGGCGAUGGAGGUGCUAGUCUGCUCGUUGACGGAAUCGAAGCAGCUGACAUAUUGCGCGCGGAGAAUCCUUCUUAUUAUGAAGCCUUAAUAAAGUACAGGCACCCGUGGCACGCCAGUGGAAACGACGAUACCUGCAUCCAACCAUCCGCCCAGGCACCUGUUCUUUCUGUCCAUCCAGAUCUGAACCAGGUAUAUCAGAUUCGCUGGAACAACUAUGAUCGCGCGCCGAAGGUGGACUGGUCGGCAGCCGAACAGUUGGAAUGGUACAGCGCGGCACGCCGGUAUAAUCGGAUUCUGCAAAGCAGGGAAAUCUGGACGCAACUUGAACCUGGAACAGCACUGAUCUUUGAUAACUGGAGAAUGAUGCAUGGUCGCUCCCAAUUUACUGGGAAGAGACGGAUGUGUGGGGGUUAUGUCAACAAUGAUGACUUCAUUUCCCGGCUUCGAUUGCUCAAAUAUGGCCGUGAAGCUGUGUUGAACAACCUUGGCAAUAUCCCUACAAGUCACGAUCCUGAGAACCCGAAUAGCAUUGUAUAA
This is a messenger RNA of Penicillium arizonense, 1440 nucleotides long. Its product is annotated as putative trimethyllysine dioxygenase TmlH. The transcript is spliced from 12 exons. Gene Ontology annotation, biological process: carnitine biosynthetic process. Gene Ontology annotation, molecular function: iron ion binding; trimethyllysine dioxygenase activity. Gene Ontology annotation, cellular component: mitochondrion. NCBI's taxonomy places the organism in Eukaryota, Fungi, Ascomycota, Eurotiomycetes, Eurotiales, Aspergillaceae. The record is from RefSeq and is a predicted model, not a curated record. The coding region runs from base 1 to 1440 and encodes 479 amino acids.